Messenger RNA from Zymoseptoria tritici IPO323, 1506 nucleotides. RefSeq lists its product as uncharacterized. Lineage: Eukaryota; Fungi; Ascomycota; Dothideomycetes; Mycosphaerellales; Mycosphaerellaceae. The transcript has a single exon. The record is from RefSeq and is a predicted model, not a curated record. The coding region runs from base 313 to 1506 and encodes 397 amino acids.
ACGAGGAGGAAGGGGAGGCGGGAUUCGAGCAUGGAAGAGGAGGACGGCGACGACGAUGCACGGUGGUGGAUCGGAGGGAACUUGUAUGGCGAUCCGGUAUGAAGGACAGCAUCUCCCAACCCGGAUCGUCUCCCGCCUUCCAUCACCAUUCAAUUCACCACGAUCAACAAUCACCGAAAACCCGUCUUGGAAGCUUCGGUGGAGCCGUCUUCCUUUGUUCACACGCGGCUCGACCUGGUCGCAGAGGAGGUGAGCCAACUUGAUCGAUGGCAGUCUCACUUCCCAUCAUCAUAGGCGUUUCCUUCCAUCGUAAUGGCCGACCCAUCCGACAUUCCACCACGAUACCGCAGCUGGCGAGAAGAGCUCAACACACGAGAGAUGGAGCUGGAAACUUGGCAUUCUGAGCUUGACGAGCGGCAACGGAGAUGUGACUUGGACAAGAGAAGUUUGCACCUUCAACUCCUCGAACAGGCCGAGCUCGCUGCCGACCUGACCGCUAGGGAAGAGUUCUUGAAUAUGCAGACGGCAGAAUUGGGAAAGCAGCAAGAAUACGUUCGACAAGAGCAGCGCGCCCUAAGCAAGGCGCAGGAUCUGCUGUUUCACGAGAGAGGUUCUCUGGCUGAGCAAGACAGGAUGCUUGCGAGACAGCAGGUAGAGAUUAAUCGUCGCGCAACGGAUCUGGACAAACGGCAAAGGUCAACGGAGACGUUGAUGGUACGAUUGAGGGAGGACGAGAAGCUUGUUCAAGAAGGUAUUGCAGAACUCCGAGGACUUGAGCGGGAGGUUGCUGAGCGCACAGCCGCUUGUGCGCGCCGGGAAGCAGAUGUCCACCAGGCUCAAGCGGACGCUCGACAGUUUCUCCAGAGAUCGCGAUCCGAGUUGGCUAGAGUCGAAGCGAGGGACAUGGCCGAGGAUGCCCAGAGUCGAAGUUCUGCUGGAUGGCGAAGCCCUGCUAGCUCGGAGGAGCAGGGUUGGGACAGUUCGGAGGAGUCCAGCGAGGUCGGCUCUUUUCGCCGUCCUCGCAACCUGGCCCGGGAGAUGCCACCGAGUGAAGCGAGCGACUCGCCGCAUGGGCCGCUUGUCCGCAUUACGGGUACGCCUGAGAACGAGGAGGACCCUGCCGAUGGCUCCGAUGCCUACGAAUCCGAUGAUCGAUGCCCAAAGGACACUCCAUCCCGCUUUGUAACUGCAGCACAACUUGUCGCGUUGUGGCAGCAGACUCCUCUCCUCAUCAACCGCAAGAUCCGCCGCAGCAGCAUCUGGCCGGCCAUGCGACAUUGCGCGCGGCACUACCAACGUAGCUGGCGUGUUGACCGGCCAGCUCUGCCGAAUACACUCCCUCCCAUGCCGGUGGUAGGGAGUAGCAUCAACCUUGACGAUAUGACCGUGGAGACUGAAGAAGCGUUCGAUCGGUGGUGGGUCGAGAUGGGUCGGGCGGACCAGCAGGAUAUGGCGGCGGAACGACGGCUCUUGGCGCGGUAUGAGGAGAUGUGUAAAGCUGGAUAA